CUGAGCCUCUGGGCUAGACACACCCCUGGGUCACACUGUGAGGGUAGCUUGGUGAGUGGGUCCCACCACUGCAAUGACCAAAGCUGUGCUGGGCUCACACCAGUGAAGCAAGGCUCUCCCAGUCUGGCAUUCCGAGAAGACCUUACACUUGGGCUCAAGGCAAGGAUGCGUGAAAUUGUACACAUUCAGAUUGGCCAGUGCGGCAACCAGAUUGGAGCCAAGUUCUGGGAGGUGAUUGGCGAGGAACACGGGAUUGAUGCGGCCGGGAGUGACCGGGGGGCCUCACCCCUGCAGCUGGAGAGAAUCAGCGUGUACUACAACGAGGCCUACGGUAAGAAAUACGUGCCCAGAGCGGUCCUGGUGGACCUGGAACCUGGGACGAUGGACAGCAUUCGAUCGAGCAGAUUAGGAGCCCUCUUUCAACCAGACAGUUUUGUCCACGGGAACUCUGGGGCCGGCAACAACUGGGCGAAGGGCCACUACACGGAGGGUGCCGAGCUGCUGGAGAACGUGCUGGAGGUGGUGAGGCAGGAGAGCGAGAGCUGCGACUGCCUGCAGGGCUUCCAGAUCGUCCACUCCCUGGGCGGGGGCACGGGCUCCGGGAUGGGCACCCUGCUCAUGAACAAGAUCAGGGAGGAGUACCCGGACCGGAUCAUGAACUCCUUCAGCGUCAUGCCGUCCCCCAAGGUGUCAGACACGGUGGUGGAGCCCUACAACGCCGUGCUGUCCAUCCACCAGCUGAUUGAGAACGCAGACGCCUGCUUCUGCAUCGACAACGAGGCCCUCUAUGACAUCUGCUUCCGCACCCUGAAGCUGACCACGCCCACCUACGGGGACCUCAACCACCUCGUGUCCCUCACCAUGAGCGGGGUCACCACCUCACUGCGGUUCCCUGGCCAGCUCAACGCCGACCUGCGCAAGCUGGCGGUGAACAUGGUCCCCUUCCCCCGCCUGCACUUCUUCAUGCCCAGCUUUGCCCCGCUCACAGCCCAGGGCAGCCAGCAGUACCGCACCCUCUCCGUGGCCGAGCUCACCCAGCAGAUGUUUGAUGCCCGAAACACCAUGGCUGCCUGUGACCCCCGCCGUGGCCGCUACCUGACCGUGGCCUGCAUCUUCCGGGGCAAGAUGUCCACCAAGGAAGUGGACCAACAGCUGCUCUCUGUGCAGACCAGGCACAGCAGCUGCUUCGUGGAGUGGAUUCCCAACAACGUCAAGGUGGCCGUCUGCGACAUACCCCCUCGGGGGCUGAGCAUGGCGGCCACCUUCAUCGGCAACAACACUGCCAUCCAGGAGCUCUUCAACAGGGUCUCUGGGCAUUUCUCAGCCAUGUUCAAAAGGAGAGCUUUUGUGCACUGGUACACCAGCGAAGGCAUGGACAUAAACGAAUUUGGGGAAGCUGAAAGUAAUAUCCAUGAUUUGAUCUCUGAGUACCAGCAAUUUCAAGAUGCCAAAGCAGUUCUAGAGGAGAAUGAAGAGGUUGUGGAAGAGGCAGAAAUGGGACCGGAAGAUGAGAAACACUGACCAUGAGAAGCUGUGUGGUGGGGUUGCUUACAGAACAGUGUCCCCGAGGUAUUUUUCCUGCAGCACUCCAAAGCCUAUCUGCACGGCAGUGCAGUGAAUAUGCACUUAGCAUUAGCUUGACACAGGCACAGUGGGAGGGGGGUGGGGGAAGCAGCUGAUUGGCAUUAGGGUCUUUGGCUAACACUAACCGUGAAGAGUUUGAAUUCAACACACACUCAUUAUCUUUUCCUUUUUAAUAGCAAAGUGAAUUUAUUGUCAAACACUCCCUUUGUUUUAAAGUGUUUACUGGGUAUUUACUGUGUGCAGAACCCUGUGGCAGGCAGGCAGACCACACGUGUGGAUUUGCAGCGAGCCACCACAGUUGACAUUAAUUUUUGAACUUUAACACCACUGACAAGUACCCUGGAACCCUUACUUGGCAUCCUGGCGCCGCCAGGACUCUUACCUUAGAUUCUCUUGUCUUAAACACUGACUGGCCUCCUGCUGCCUUCCUGUGCUCGCCGGCCCAGGCGACUAACUAGUGAGUGGGGGUGAGACGGAUGGUAAAGGUGCGUCAGCAUCCACUAGAAACUGUGCAGCCCUUGUGUACAACUCAACACACUAACCAGAAGAGGAAAGAGGGAAAAAAGAAAAGUUAAUCCUCUCCACAAAAAUACCUGGCUAAAAAAUGAAAAAACAAAAAAUGACAGGCAAAACUAAAGAACUCCAGUCCUCUUACCUUCACUUCUGAAUAGCUAGCUUUAACAUAUAUAUUUACAUAUUUUAAGUUGCAUAUUAGUGUAGAUCCCAAGAAUUCAUUAAUAAUCAUCUUUGGUUUUCCUUUUAAAGGCUAUUUUGAAAUGCCCUUUCACUUUAAUUUGGUAAUCACCCCUGAAAAUGCUCUGCAGCCUCUUUGCUCUUUGAGAAAGGGCACAGCGUAGGCUCGGCAACCAUUCAAAUGUAGGAAUUAACAGCAACGGCUGCAGUGUCCUUCUUGGUUACGGAGGACGUCGUCUCAUUAGGGAACUUUUACAGUUGAAAUUAAUUUGCAGAAGUUGCCAUAAAUGUUUGCAUGAUAACAUAGCUUUAACCAUUACAUGACUUUAAUCUGUUCAUGUUACAACAGGACCAAAACACAGGACCGUAAUCAAAUCAUCCACAACUUCUUAAUCACAGUUUACCUAUUUCUGACACCUGGCACUGCCACCCCUCCCGGCACCAUAAGGAUCUUAACGGCCUUCUAGAAUCACCACUGAGCUAUACUGUUUGAUCCGUGGAUAUCUGGUAAUGGGAAAUGCUCCGACCCUCACUGCAGGAAAUUAUUUACUUGCAGACAACUAGGUUGUCAUCUCCUGAUUUGGUUUUGUAAUCGGCAAUAAUAAAGUAUCAGGUGGAUGGAUGACAGUUGCUCAUUCUGAGAAACUUCACUCUUUUCAUGUAUGUAUCACAAGGAAUUAA
Messenger RNA from Lemur catta (Ring-tailed lemur), 2958 nucleotides. RefSeq names its product tubulin beta 1 class VI (gene TUBB1). The record is from RefSeq and is a predicted model, not a curated record. Gene Ontology annotation, biological process: microtubule cytoskeleton organization; mitotic cell cycle. NCBI's taxonomy places the organism in Eukaryota, Metazoa, Chordata, Mammalia, Primates, Lemuridae. Gene Ontology annotation, molecular function: structural constituent of cytoskeleton; GTPase activity; GTP binding. The coding region runs from base 166 to 1521 and encodes 451 amino acids. The transcript has 4 exons. Gene Ontology annotation, cellular component: cytoplasm; microtubule.